UACCUGCCUGUGGAAAUGAAAACCUAAAACUGUUUGCUUAGUGGAGGAGAAGAGAAAUUAUUGGGCAGUUAAGGAAAAAAUCCCUCCUGAACUCUUUAAACAUGUGUGGUGUAAUGAAAUGUAUUUUAUUCCUGGAUUUUAUCAUGGCUGGUUUCUGGGGCAGGUGUGGGAAGAAGUUUUGGUGGGCAGAUGGUGAGUUAUGGCUGUACUGGCUGAAAGCUUUUCCCUUUGAUUUACAGGUGCUCAAGCUCUUCACCAGAUUUAGUUUCCUUUUCUUAAGCUAUUAUUUGAAAAUUUGCUGAGGGUGUGUGAAACAUCACCCAUCUCCACUCCCUCAGAAAGGGGGUUUUAUUGCAGAGUAUCCUGGAUCAAACCCUAUUCCUUGAGGCUGUCUGAAAUUCCAGAUCCUCAAAGGCAUUCCUGGCCACUCCUUAAAGAAGUUGGGAUGGUCACUGUGGGGUUAAUCCCAACAGAAACAGAGAAAACCAAAUUAAGGAAGUUACAACCAUUUUUAACUUGCUUUCAUCACUGUCUCUUCUGUGACUGUAAAAAUCACCGAAUUAUUGUGUAAAAAAAUUAAUGAGUGGCCUGUGAACUGGGCAAACUGCCUUUCUUUGCAGUGGAAGUCUUUAACAGAUAUUGAAAUCACAGGCUAAAAUUAAUUAAGUAGUAAUGCUAUCAGCAGACUGGUUUACAAGGCAAUUAGAUAAUUCUCUGGUGGCUUAUUUAUCCCAAGGAGAGAAAAGUGAUGUCAUCAGUUUUAUUAGCUGUUAGUCAGUCUGGUUUAUUGGGGAAUAAUAGAAUAUAUCGUGGGCAUUAAAACCAGCUGAAAGAACACAUCCCUGACAUAAUGAAUAACAGAACCUCUGGUGAUACUUUUGGAUCCUGAACACUUGCUCUCAAUCUCUGCUGGGUUGUGGUUUUGCUAACAGAACUUUGAAAAUGUUAAGUUUGAAAACUGUUUUCUGCUUUCCUGAAACACAUGAAGGGCAAAUGGUUGGGGCUUGUCUGCAGGUUUUGGUUUCUAAUACACUGUGCCUGACCUUAAAUAUUUUAGUUCCAGAAGGCAGAAGCUGAUCUGGACUGGAUUCAACACAGACUGGAGUAUGAAAUAAUGAAAACUUUUCCUGAUGAUACACCACCAGAGGACAAUCCCCUUGCUAUCCUGGAAGGACUCUCAGCAGCCAAAGCUCGUUACAAAGCGCUGUGCACCCGGAUGGACAGGAUUGCCAGGGAGCAGAAAGAGGCCAUGAAGGGCAUCCAAGCUUCUGUGGAGAACACAACCAAGAUAGUUCAGGAAUUACAGCAAAAAGCUGGGCUUGAGAGCUUGCCCCUGUCAGCAGAAGAACAGGCUGCAGCACAGCAGUUGGGCAUCCAAACUGGGACAGAAAUGGAAUCAUCAGUGGGAAAGCUAGGUUGUGCAGGAUCCACAGUCCCUGGCUCAGCUAAAGGGCAGCACUGAGUAUUUCACAGGUGGAUGAGAUGAGUACGAAACCCUCUCACUCAAGAAUUCAGGUCCUGGAAGAACUUGGUAUUGUGAAAAGCAACAAAAAAGGGGAUGUUGAAUUAGUUGUGUAAGUGAAAGCUCGGCCCGUUCUCGUCUGAGACACAAAAGCACCUUGGUCCCAGCUCCUGGAUUAUGAAGGAACAAGUAUUUCCCUGGGAUCUAAGAGCUGCUGAAAGUCCACUGUUUGGAGAGUUGUAAUGUUUCUGUGCACAAAUUCUGUUUCUAGUACUUAAAACUGGAGAGUUAAAAACCACUGAGGUUGGCAUUUUGCCUUGGAUAUUUAUAGGCCUAUGGCUGAUGCAUUUUUGAAGAGUUGUUACGAGCCAUGUGACAUUUUCUUGCUCUCGUUCUUCAGCGGGUUUUUAAACAAGUAAGCCAAGCCUCUUAAGUGUACUUACAUUCCUGAAUAAAUGAUGAAAGCUAAGGA
Molecule: messenger RNA, 1934 nt
Organism: Manacus vitellinus (golden-collared manakin)
Lineage: Eukaryota; Metazoa; Chordata; Aves; Passeriformes; Pipridae
Product: spindle and kinetochore-associated protein 2
Exons: 5
Coding region: 1115-1462 (115 amino acids)
Biological process (GO): chromosome segregation; cell division; mitotic cell cycle
Cellular component (GO): outer kinetochore; spindle microtubule
Molecular function (GO): microtubule binding
Source: RefSeq, a predicted model, not a curated record